Molecule: messenger RNA, 1014 nt
Organism: Myodes glareolus (Bank vole)
Lineage: Eukaryota; Metazoa; Chordata; Mammalia; Rodentia; Cricetidae
Source: RefSeq, a predicted model, not a curated record
UGAGAGGCUCGCUUCGUUUUUAAGCGUCCUCUCUGCAAUUAGACUACACCUCCCGGACUGCCCAUGUAUAGCACCCACGUGCAAAGAAAGGUUGGGAAAAGUGAGACUGGUCACCGGUGGUCGUCGCGAAGGAAGGGACUUCCUUUUCCUAGUCUUAAACUGAGGGGCAGUCCUCAUCCUUGGGUUUCUCUUUACUAGGAGGUUGGAGCUGUCGUCGGAUCUGGUUGAUGAAGAAACUUUUUGUGUCUUUCAUUGGUGAGAUUUCUUACAUCUAACCAUGCGGCUUUCGGCCCUGCUGGCCUUGGCAUCCAAAGCCACCCUCCCUCCCCACUACCGCUAUGGGAUGAGCCGUCCAGGCUCCCUCUCAGACAAGAGAAAGAAUCCUCCAUGGAGCAGGCGGCGCCCAGUGGUGAUAGAGCCCAUCUCUGAUGAAGACUGGCACCUAUUCUGUGGAGACAUGGUGGAAAUCUUAGAAGGCAAAGAUGCUGGGAAGCAGGGCAAAGUGGCCCAAGUUAUUCGGCAGCGGAACUGGGUUGUCCUGGAGGGGUUGAACACGCAUUACCGUUAUGUUGGCAGAACCAAGGAUCACCGAGGGACCAUGAUCCCUAGUGAAGCCCCCUUGCUUCAUCACCAGGUCAAGCUAGUGGACCCUAUGGACAGGAAACCCACUGAGAUCCAGUGGAGAUUUACUGAGGCAGGAGAGCGGGUCCGAGUCUCUACAAGAUCUGGGAGAAUUAUCCCCAAACCUGAAUUUCCUAGAGCAGAUGGCAUUGUCCCUGAAACAUGGACUGAUGGCCCCAAGGACACAUCAGUGGAAGAUGCUCUAGAAAGAACGUACGUGCCCCGGCUAAAGACAUUAGAAGAAGAUGUGAUGGAGGCUAUGGGGAUCCAGGAGACAAGAAGACACAAGAAGGUUUAUUGGUACUGAGUCUGAGUGUAGCUGCUGCCUGCUCAGUCUUCACCUUGAAAGUGGAGGCCCCUCUUCUCCAGCACUAAUAAAGAGCCAUGAGUGUA